AUGCCCCCGCACAAAAUCUUCCUCAUCCCCGAAAUCCUCGAACAAAUCCUACUCCAAACGGCCCCCCAAACCCUCUUAACAUCCGCCCAACGCACCUCCCAAGCCUGGCAUAACUUAAUAACAACCUCCCCCAAGCUCCAAGAAACCCUCUUCUUUAGACCCGAACAACCCCCAACCCUAAACAACAAAACCCACCGCACCCUAAACCCCCUCCUAGCCCCCAAAAUCUGGCCUCACCUCUUCCGCAAACGCCUUAACUCCCAGACAACAACAACAACAACAACCACAAACUACGGCUACAGCCUCCCCGCCGUCGACCCCCUCGAAGAGGAACUCUACCUCCGACCAGGAGCCAGCUGGCGUCGCAUGCUCGUGCAACAACCGCCGACCUCGUCUAUCAGUGUCUUUGUCAUGCAUCGCUCGUGGAUUUCCUGUGAUGAAGAUAUAUCUCCGGUGAAGGUCUUCACGGCGGAUGUGGAGUUUCUGACGUUGGAACAUCUACAUUGGUCCGCUGUUGUGGGGUGUUUGAUGCCGCUGGAGAGGGUGGGUUGUUUUUGGGAUUUUGCUGAUUACCAUAAGGUGAAGGAUGUGGAGUGGAGGAGGGAGAUGGAUUUGGCGAUGGAGAGGUUUGGGGAUGUUUGUGAUGUUGUGGUUUUUACAAGCGGGAAUUGGGAUCUUUGGAGGGUUUUGAGUGGGGUUGUGGAUUGUUGA
Molecule: messenger RNA, 711 nt
Organism: Aspergillus pseudotamarii
Lineage: Eukaryota; Fungi; Ascomycota; Eurotiomycetes; Eurotiales; Aspergillaceae
Exons: 1
Coding region: 1-711 (236 amino acids)
Source: RefSeq, a predicted model, not a curated record